AUGUCCACGGGGUUCUCCUUCGGGACCGGCACGCUGGGCUCCACCACCGUAGCCCCCGGCGGGACCGGCGCAGGCGGCGGUUUCUCCUUCGGGACGGGGCAUCUAGGUGGUUUUGGAACCGGGCUCUUUGGAACGAAACCUACCACUGGGUUCACUCUGGGAGGAACAAAUACAGGGAUUGUCAUUGGUGUCAGACCUAAAAAAUGGAAUAGCAGCAACUAUAACUACAGGAUUAACUCUGGGGAUAGUAAAGCACUGAAGGAUGAAAAUCUCCCUCCUGUCAUCUGCCAGGAUGUUGAAAACCUCCAGAAAUUUGUGAAGGAACAGAAACAGGUACAAGAAGAAAUUAGUAGAAUGUCUUCAAAAGCCAUGCUUGAAGUACAAGAAGAUAUUAAAACUCUGUCACUGGCUGCCAGUGGAUUACAGAGGAACACCCCCAGUAUUGACAAGUUGAAAACAGAAACUGCUCAGGUCCUUGCAGGAACAUUUCCUGGAGUGCGGCACAACAGUGCAGAAGGGAAAUCCUUUGUCCUCUUAAUAAGAUGUCCUGGAGCUUCUCAUCGGAGACUUGCCCUAGAAAGGAGGAAAACUGAUAAAGCUCAGACAGAGAUUGAGAAUGAAAAUGGAACCACUGUAAUAGAUCUUCCAGGUACUUUAUCCCUCGAAACGGACUGUUCAGGGACAGGCAUAUCACCUGCUGAGUGCAGCUUGAUAUCAGCGUCUCUGCCCCCAUGGCCUGAGGAGCCUGGCCUGGACAACCCCGCCUUGGAGGAGAACACGGCCACAGACACUAUGCAACAGCCGGUUAGUUUUCCAGAAGGCAAAAUUACUACAAUUGAAAUUCACCGGUCUGAUCCUUAUAUUCAGCUAGGAAUUAGGAUUGUUGGGGGAGGCUUAGCGCCACUGAACAACAGAUACAUUGUUAUCCAGGAAGUCUGUCGGGAUGGGGUGUUCACCAAAGAUGGAAGACUUCUUGCUGGAGACCCAAUUCUUCAGGCUAGUGGCGACAGGGUGGAUUUAACAAUUGCUAGGCCGGGGAAAUCCCAGCCUGGUAACCCUGUCCAGGACACAGGAGCUCAGGGUAGCAGCCAGCAGCAUGCACAGCCGCUGUACCACAACAGACCCAGCUCACACAAGAUGAGGCCUCGAGUUUGCAUGUUUUCAUUCAUCUGCCCUCAGGGAAUCCUUGUGACAAACUGGUAAGAUUUAAAUGAGGGCUGUUACUCUGUUGGAAAAGGUGAACACAAGGUGUUUGGGGGUGUGGAAUGUGUGUUUGGCUACCUUGAGAGUCCCUGUACAGUCUGUUCCUCAGCCAGUAGGGGUGGUUUCUUA
This is a messenger RNA of Mustela lutreola (European mink), 1332 nucleotides long. RefSeq lists its product as uncharacterized. Bases 1 to 1203 code for a protein of 400 amino acids. The record is from RefSeq and is a predicted model, not a curated record. The transcript has 10 exons. Gene Ontology annotation, molecular function: structural constituent of nuclear pore; protein binding. Gene Ontology annotation, cellular component: nuclear pore. Lineage: Eukaryota; Metazoa; Chordata; Mammalia; Carnivora; Mustelidae. Gene Ontology annotation, biological process: nucleocytoplasmic transport.